Messenger RNA from Trichechus manatus latirostris (Florida manatee), 1620 nucleotides. RefSeq names its product cyclin dependent kinase inhibitor 1B (gene CDKN1B). The coding region runs from base 413 to 1009 and encodes 198 amino acids. Gene Ontology annotation, cellular component: nucleus; cytoplasm. The transcript is spliced from 3 exons. NCBI's taxonomy places the organism in Eukaryota, Metazoa, Chordata, Mammalia, Sirenia, Trichechidae. Gene Ontology annotation, biological process: negative regulation of cell population proliferation; negative regulation of cyclin-dependent protein serine/threonine kinase activity; negative regulation of mitotic cell cycle. The record is from RefSeq and is a predicted model, not a curated record. Gene Ontology annotation, molecular function: protein-folding chaperone binding; cyclin-dependent protein serine/threonine kinase inhibitor activity.
UCGGGGUGUUUCUCUCCCCUUCCCCUCUCCCCACUUUCUCUCGGCUCCGCGACUCUGACGCCGGCAAGGUUUGGAGAGCGGCUGGGUUGGCGGGCCCCGCGGGCUGGUAGCAGCCUGCACUUGGCCGGGCUUUCCCCGCUGCUCCUCCCCUUCGCUCCCCGCCCUCCAGUCGCCGGUACACUUGAUCUGCCGAGCCCUUCGGCUGCCUCUCCGGGGCUUCCCCGGGCGCCCGCCCCCAGACCCAGCGCGCUCCUGCAGCUCGGCCAGUGCCUUGGCGGUGUUUGUUGCUCUUGGCUCCGAGGGCCGUCGCAGAGCUUACGGAAGGGGGUUGGGUUGGGUCGGGGCGUUUUGUUUUGUUCGGUUUUGUUUUCGGAGAGAGCCAGAGCGGCGGUAGUAGAGACUCGAGAGGAAGAUGUCAAACGUGCGAGUGUCUAACGGGAGCCCGAGCCUCGAGCGGAUGGACGCCAGACAGGCGGAGUACCCUAAACCCUCCGCCUGCAGAAACCUCUUCGGCCCGGUGAAUCACGAAGAGUUGACUCGGGACUUGGAGAAGCACUGCAGAGACAUGGAAGAGGCCAGCCAGCGCAAGUGGAAUUUUGAUUUUCAGAAUCACAAGCCCCUGGAGGGGAAAUACGAGUGGCAAGAGAUGGAAAAGGGCAGCUUGCCCGAGUUUUACCACAGACCCCCGCGGCCACCCAAAGGCGCCUGCAAGGUGCCGACACAGGAGAGCCAGGAUGUCAGCGCGAACCGCCAGGCAGUGCCGUUAAUAGGGUCUCAGGCAAACUCAGAGGACACACAUUUGGUAGACCCAAAGACUGACACAGCAGACAGCCAGACGGGCUUAGCGGAGCAGUGCGCGGGGGUACGGAAGCGACCUGCAGCAGACGAUUCCUCUACUCAAAACAAAAGAGCCAACAGAACAGAAGAAAAUGUUUCAGAAGGUUCCCCGAAUGCCGGUUCAGUGGAGCAGACGCCCAAGAAGCCGGGCCUCAGAAGACGUCAAACGUAAACCAAUUGAAUUAAGGGUUUGUUUCCUUGUUUAUCAGAUACAGCACUGCUUGAUGAAGCAAGGAAGAUAUAAACGAAAAAAUUUAAAUACAUAUCGCUGACUCCAUGGAAUGGACAUCCUGUAUAAGCACUGAAAAGCAACGACACAAUAACACUAAAAUUUUAGGCACUCUUAAGUGAUCUGCCUUUAAAAGCAUUGGAUGUAGCAUUGUGCAAUUAGGUUUUCCUUAUUUGCUUCAUUGUACUACCUGUGUAUAUAGUUUUUAUCUUUUAUGUAGCACAUAAACUUUGGGGAAGGGAGGGCAGGGUGGGAGUAAGGAAUUGGCAUGGGAGGUUUCAAGAGCUUGCUUCAGUUUAGAGCAAGAAGAAAAAAAAACUAAUUGACUUGCAUGAAGAGAAGCAAUUUUGGGGAAGGGUUGGAAUUAUUUUCUUUAAAGAUGUAAUGUCCCUUUCAAUGAGAAGUGGUACUUCAUUUUUAAAAUGAUCAAAAUUUCAACACUGGCUAUAAAUAAUUGCUAUUUAUUUUUACAUGAAGCCUAUUCUCAUUUGGGAGCUCUGAUGAUUCUGUUAUGUAGCCAUAAAAGGCUUUUAAAAAAUAACAACAAAAAACUG